GUCCCCUCCUACCCUUCCCCCCCGGGGAGGCUGUAUAAGGAGCUUGUUUGUCGGGGUGGACGGACCGGGAGGGACCUAUCUCCACCAUCUCCGCCAUGGACAGCAGCACCUGGAGCCCCACGGCCACCCCUGCACCUAUCCCGACCCACGAGCGCAUCCGCAAUGCCGCCGACAUCUCUGUGAUCGUCAUCUACUUCUUGGUGGUGAUGGCUGUGGGAAUAUGGGCUAUGGUUUCUUCUAACCGAGGAACUGUUGGAGGUUUCUUCUUGGCAGGCCGCAGUAUGGUUUGGUGGCCGAUCGGAGCCUCUCUGUUCGCCAGUAACAUCGGAAGUGGGCACUUCGUCGGGCUGGCGGGGACGGGCGCCGCCUCAGGAAUUGCCAUGGGGGGCUUUGAAUGGAAUGCUCUGGUUCUUGUGGUUGUUCUGGGCUGGAUUUUUGUCCCCAUUUACAUUAAGGCUGGGGUGGUGACCAUGCCUGAAUAUCUGCGGAAGCGGUUUGGAGGCAAGAGGAUCCAGAUCUACCUUUCUGUUCUGUCUCUGUUGCUCUACAUUUUCACCAAGAUUUCCGCAGAUAUCUUCUCUGGGGCUAUAUUCAUCAAUAUGGCCUUGGGUCUGAAUAUCUACUUGGCCAUAAUUAUCUUAUUAGCAAUCACUGCCCUUUACACAAUUACAGGGGGCCUGGCGGCUGUUAUUUACACAGACACUUUGCAGACAGCCAUCAUGCUUGUGGGCUCUUUCAUUCUGACUGGAUUUGCUUUCCACGAAGUGGGAGGUUAUGAAGGCUUCAUGGAUAAGUACAUGAAAGCCAUCCCUACCUUGAUUACCGAUGGAAAUCUUACCGUCAGAAAAGAAUGCUACACCCCAAGGGAGGACUCCUUCCAUAUCUUCCGCGAUCCCCUCAAGGGAGACAUCCCUUGGCCAGGACUCAUCUUCGGACUAGCCAUCCUUGCCUUAUGGUACUGGUGCACAGAUCAGGUUAUUGUGCAGCGGUGUCUCUCAGCCAAGAACAUGUCCCAUGUGAAGGCCGGCUGCAUCCUGUGCGGCUACCUAAAGCUGCUGCCCAUGUUCCUCAUGGUGAUGCCAGGAAUGAUCAGCCGCAUCCUCUACACAGAUAAGAUUGCCUGUGUCCUCCCCUCCGAAUGUGAGAAACACUGUGGUACUAAAGUUGGCUGCACCAACAUUGCCUACCCAACCUUGGUGGUGGAACUGAUGCCUAAUGGGCUGCGAGGGCUGAUGCUGUCUGUCAUGAUGGCCUCUCUCAUGAGCUCCCUGACCUCCAUCUUCAACAGUGCCAGCACCCUCUUCACCAUGGACAUCUACACCAAGAUCCGGAAGAAAGCAUCCGAGAAAGAGCUCAUGAUUGCGGGAAGGUUGUUCAUUCUCUUGCUGAUUGCCAUUAGCAUUGCCUGGGUUCCGAUCGUGCAGUCAGCUCAAAGUGGACAGCUCUUUGAUUAUAUCCAGUCCAUCACCAGUUACUUGGGACCCCCCAUUGCGGCCGUCUUCCUGCUUGCUAUUUUCUGCAAGAGAGUCAAUGAGCCAGGAGCCUUUUGGGGACUGAUGCUUGGAUUUCUGAUUGGGAUCGCCCGGAUGAUAACUGAGUUUGCCUAUGGAACCGGGAGCUGCAUGGAACCCAGCAACUGCCCCACGAUUAUCUGUGGGGUACACUACUUGUACUUUGCCAUUCUCCUCUUUGUCAUCUGCAUCAUCACUGUCUUGGUCAUCUCCUUCCUCACCAAGCCCAUUCCAGAUGUGCAUGGUAGCUGCCCUGUGGUGUGUCACGAUAGGCCUGAAGCUUUUUUGUUUCUGGUCAUUUUGGUUUUGUAUCUAAUAAUCCCCUUUUUCUGCCUUUCUCUGAAUACAGAUGUUCCCCAGGAAAGAAAAGGCUGCUUCCGGCGAGCCUAUGACCUGUUUUGUGGGCUGGACCAAGACAAAGGACCCAAGAUGACGAAGGAAGAGGAGGCUGCCAUGAAGCUGAAGAUGACGGACACCUCUGAGAAGCCACUGUGGAGGACGGUAGUGAACAUCAAUGGCAUCAUCCUGCUGGCCGUGGCCGUCUUUUGCCACGCCUACUUCGCCUGAUUCUCCUUCUGCUGUAGGUUCCCCAGAAGCCGGGCUCUUCCCUCGACCUCCCUUUACUCCCAUUCUGUGGUUUUGAAGGGAAAUCAGUCCAUUGUAAAUUUUUUCCUGAUUGGAGAACCAUGUACAUGUGUAAUUAUAGGUUAGCUGGAAGAAAAAAAUCAUUGUUUUUUUUUCCCCCUGUUAACUUAUGUAUUUGUAAUGAAUGUGAUACAGUGAUUUGUAUAUGUAGAUGCUAGAGCUGCAGAAGAAAACAUGAACUCAGGUCAGUCCAGAAAAGAGCCAGACUCAAAAACAGAAGUGAUGCCCAAUCUAAUUUGGUCUCAGAGACUAAGUUUGUCAGCCCUGUGUGUGAGCCUUAAAUAAUGCUUUUUAGAAUUUUGGUCUCCUUUGUUUCUACAACUUUCCCUAUCUGAUUUCUAAUUUCUCUCAUUCCCACUUCUUCCA
Molecule: messenger RNA, 2522 nt
Organism: Dipodomys ordii (Ord's kangaroo rat)
Lineage: Eukaryota; Metazoa; Chordata; Mammalia; Rodentia; Heteromyidae
Gene: Slc5a1
Product: solute carrier family 5 (sodium/glucose cotransporter), member 1
Exons: 14
Coding region: 96-2078 (660 amino acids)
Biological process (GO): sodium ion transport; transmembrane transport
Cellular component (GO): plasma membrane
Molecular function (GO): D-glucose:sodium symporter activity
Source: RefSeq, a predicted model, not a curated record